Molecule: messenger RNA, 2830 nt
Organism: Octopus bimaculoides (California two-spot octopus)
Lineage: Eukaryota; Metazoa; Mollusca; Cephalopoda; Octopoda; Octopodidae
Product: tRNA-specific adenosine-34 deaminase regulatory subunit adat3
Cellular component (GO): nucleus; cytoplasm
Molecular function (GO): tRNA-specific adenosine-34 deaminase activity; CoA-ligase activity
Source: RefSeq, a predicted model, not a curated record
AGGUCAACUUGGCAUUUCAACCUUCGGGGGGAGGGGUCGAUAAAACAGUCGGUAUUCAUCGGUAUUGGUCUAGAGAUCGCCGGUUUGAGGAGACGACGUCAUUCACCCUCUACUUCAGCCUAGCCUCUUUAUCUGUCAUGGAAGAAUGAUGAGUGGGUGAAUGACGUCGCGUACCAAUAUCGAAGAAUUACCAAUUAAUUAAUACAUAGUCCAUUUAAUAUUCCUGUAAUACAUUCCUGGUGUUAAUGGAAUUAUAUUAAUAUAUAGCAACAGACAAGGUUGACUUGGAACAGUAAACACAGUAUUCUAGAGAGUUGAAAUCUAAGGGAGGUUACUCUAAACGUUUGCCUACAAACACAGUUCGCACAUGCCGAUGUAAAUACAACACCACUGUAAAUAUAUUUUCUAUAAAGUAUUUUUAAAAUACACCAUCUUUGGAAUGAGUGUUUGAAAUCACAAAAAAUAGAUGAAAUCAAAAUGCUAAUUGAAGCAGUACUGGAUGACGUUUACGAUAAAUUCGUUGAAGUUGUGGAUGCCAUUGUCUGCAGGAUUUUGGACAAAAAACAAACUUGCUAUAUUCAACAAAUACUUCAGUCUUCCCAUCCAUUUGAUGGUCUUCAACACCUUAAGAGAGUAAAAUGCUGUAAAACGCAAGAAGGCUCAGUUUUGCAAACCAUUAUAUGCCUCAAAUCACAAUUACCAGAAGAAGUAACUAAAAACCACUUGACUCUGGAAGAUUUGUUCGGAAAGGAUUCAGCACCAGAAAUGGCAUGUCUACUCGGGAAACCUUGUGUAGUUCAAGUUCCUGUUUCAGCGCCUCAUACUAGAAAGCAGUUUGAAGAAGCUUCAGUAUAUUGGCCUGUUCAUUUCCAUGAAGACAAAAGGAUAACUAAUUUACUCAACGGUAAUUAUUUCAACAAAUCUCAGGAAGCCAGCAUAACCAGGCACAUGACCAAAGCAUUAGAGAUGGCAAAAGUUGGGAAAAGUAAUAAUGAGCGUGCAGUUGGAGCUGUCAUUGUUGAUCCAGCCUCUGAUGCAGCCAUUGCUGCAGCUUAUGAUUUGCGUUGCCAAUCUGGUCAUUUCCUGAAACAUGCUGUCAUGUUGUGUGUAGAUUUAGUUGCUCGUUCUCAAGGAGGGGGAAUUUGGAAGCCACAAGGUUCAAUGGAAUAUUUAGCAAUCUCGGAUGUAACAGGAGAUAACACAAAGACAGAUUCUCAGCCAUAUCUGUGCACAGGUUAUGAUCUUUAUGUUACCCAAGAACCUUGUAUUAUGUGUGCCAUGGCAUUAGUUCAUUCACGGAUAAGGUGUGUGUUUUAUGGUACAUCUUCUCCUGAUGGUGCUUUAGGGAGCCGUUACAAGCUUCAUCUUCAGAAGAAUUUAAAUCAUCACUAUGAAGUCUUCCGUGGAAUUUUAAGCAAGGACUGUGAAACUUUACUUGGUACAUGAUGUUGAGCUAAAUACCAUUAGUUCUGUCACAGCUAUCAUCAUUUUAUGUCAAACAUUUUGACGAGGUACAAAGUCAGUUUUCGUACAGAAUUGAAUUCACCCUAAUACAUUAUGACAAUUUAUUUUUUAUUGAUUUUUCAAACCUAACAUAAUAUCAUAAUCAUGAUCAUAGAGAAAUUUGAACUCAGAUACUUUGGUGCUCAUUUUUUUUGUUUUUUGUUUUUUUCUUUUGCCAACUCACAGCACAAACAACUUAAUCAUAUAAAUAUUUUAUUUGUUCAUUCAUCUUCCCCAAUUCAGUUGUACCCCAUCAUUUUGCUUUUCACUUGUUCACUCCUCAUCAGCUGCCUAUCAUGGUGUAUGUAAGGUGUGUAUAAAAUGCAAUGUUUGUGCAUGUAUGUGAGUGUGUAUUUUUUUUUUAUCUCUUAAUCGGGAGAAAAGAUAAUGUCUAUGUCCCUUAAUAGGUUGCUAAGACCAAUGGAAAAGAGGAAGGAAGUUAUCCUCAAACUGAGGGCCUGUUCCAAAUGCUUGCUACAGAAUUAGUCCUACUAAAGGUAUUCAAGAGCCAGAUAAUUGUGCUACAGGUGCCAGAUGCUAGUAUUAAACUGAACAGUGGAUUAAGUCUACCAUCUAAGUAGGCCAUAACAGGAUUUGAAUUCCAAAUGCAAAAAUUCAAAACAAAUACCAGAAGACUUCCUGACCAAUGCUCUAAUGUUUUUACCAGUCCACUGCCAUUGACAGUUGCUUUAUUUCAAUGGUCUCAAUCUAUUUUGCACUAUGGACUGGUUUCAUGUUAGAUCAUUUUUUCACAGUCCUGGCUAUCACACGCAUAACAAAACACAAAGUGUAUAAUAAAUAAUUUAAUUACUACAUAUAUAUUGCAAAAACACUCUACAGACUCUGACAGUCAAAAAAAAAGAAAUAAAAGUUUUAAAUUUAUUCUUUCUGUGUGGCCCAAUACCAAAUGAUCCAUGGCCCAGUACUUGUCUACAGCCUGCUAUUUGGAGACCCCUGCUUUAUUUUAUCAUCCCAGGAAGGAUGAAAUGCAAACUUGACCAUGGCAAGAUUUGAAGUCAAACUAAAUGCCACUGUACGUCAUGUUCUAACUGACUCUCUGCCACUUGAAUUUGCUACCUAUUUACUUAUAUGAUCACAAGAGAUUAGUUUGAUUGAAUUUUUUUAAUGGUAUAGUCACGUUUUUCGAGACUUCCCCCACUAGACUAGUAGCUGUUAUGCUUAGAUCAAAGACCUGUCUAACAGGCACACAUUACCAAAGGUAUGUGAGCUUUGUCAUUGUCAUCCUCCCUUUACCUCUGUUAACCCUUUAGUGUUCAGAUUACUCUAUCAAAUGUAAUGCUUUUUUAUUAAAAUUGUUUUGAAUUAA